AUGAAUCCGCAAUGUUCUAAAUGUAAAGUAGCAAUGAGGAAAUAUAACUAUUCAGUAAAAGAGAUAGAAAGAAUGAGAAACGACUAUGCAGAUUUAAAGAGGGAGGCAGAGAAGCCGGUAGAAGAUAAAAUGGACAUGUUAGCAUUUCUGAACAAAAACUAUCCAACUGCUGACGAUUUCCUUCUAUCUGAUGUCAAGAAGAAGUAUAAAGAAACUUUCGGCAUUGUUAAAAUUUUUGAUAUCCUCAGCGAAGAAAUAGAAGCUACAAAACUGUUUAGAAUCUCACGAAUUCAUAACGUUUACCAUGUAAAACGGUUAUAA
This is a messenger RNA of Trichomonas vaginalis G3, 321 nucleotides long. Its product is annotated as organellar and viral DNA polymerase type B. NCBI's taxonomy places the organism in Eukaryota, Parabasalia, Trichomonadida, Trichomonadidae. The transcript has a single exon. The record is from RefSeq and is a predicted model, not a curated record. Bases 1 to 321 code for a protein of 106 amino acids.